Fusarium sp. VM40 is the source of this 753-nucleotide messenger RNA. Lineage: Eukaryota; Fungi; Ascomycota; Sordariomycetes; Hypocreales; Nectriaceae. The record is from the annotation of a GenBank genome assembly.
AUGGAGGCUUCCACUGGGAGUCGACUGUUGGGAGAGGUUGAAGAGAUGAGUCUGGAAGAGAUGCUUCGGAGCCUGCGCUCGUCACUUACCUUUGACUCCAAUGCUUUUGGUGCCCCGACCCAGGCCCAACAUCAACCUCACGUACAACGGACAAAGUCGACACAUAUAUCCUCGCUCGACGAUAUUGCUGCUGCUCAUUUUCACACCACGAAAGCCCCAGGCAUCAGUAUAUCUGGCCGCCAUCUUCCGCUCCUCUACACGCUUAUAUCAAAUCUCAUCAGCCCACCACACCUCUAUGCCGUGCUGGUCAUUGACGUCGAGGGUCGUUUUGACGCCACUCGACUGACCUGCUUAUCCACCCAUAUGCAGCAUGUCUACAUUCAAAGACCAGCACGAGGCGAUCUGGAACAAGUACGUGCUCUUGCGGCUGAGGUAGAGGGCAUUCUCCUGUAUGGCGACGUAGCCCGAGCAAGUGCCAGUCGUGAGUGGUGGGGAACUAUCGUCGUGGGCGGACUAGGAGCUGGUGAUAUCGCCACGGGCUGGAAGGGAUGGUUGCGGGUCGAACGCGAGAAUGUUCGGGGCUUUACAUUGGGUAUAAGUGCCGAAGAAGCUGUGAGCCAGAAGGAACAGAGACAGGAUGUCGUGGACUCUGCUGGCUGGGCGGCUACCUCACAGUGGGGAGGGUUUGUCUUUCAGGAAGUUGACAGAAAACCCGAGGAUGGCGUAGGUCAAGGAGAUACUAACGGCGAGUAA